Molecule: messenger RNA, 489 nt
Organism: Ambispora leptoticha
Lineage: Eukaryota; Fungi; Glomeromycota; Glomeromycetes; Archaeosporales; Ambisporaceae
Source: the annotation of a GenBank genome assembly
GGGAUGAAUGGUAGUCGUCAUUAUCUUUAUAAUCAAGCCACUUUGGAAGACAAGGAAGACCGUUUUUCUUGCCUUCCACCCCAACACCUACUCAAUUUAGAAGAAAUGAUUGACAAUUGGGUUUUUCUGCAUGAUAAAUAUCUAAUGGAAAAACUUAUUUUUAAGUAUCCCCAGGCCAUAGCGAGUAAAGUGGGGGAAGUUAGAAUUAAGCAACCGCCUCUCAACUACUCCUCAACCGGAAGCAGCAAAAGCGAAGAAAAUGAUUUAAUUUCUGCUUAUACUAGCCAGGCUAACGAAAUUUUUGGUGGUGCAAAAAACCCACCAAGAUGGUUCUUUGAAGGAGAAAAGACCCCAGACAUUGACCUUAAUUUUUCUGGUGAGUAUCAAAAAGUUGCUCAUAAUUAUGUGCGGCAACUACUAGGAGAAGAAUCGGUUUAUCGGAUUGGCACGAUUAAUACUUUAUCCCAACAAACCGCCGAAAUAUUUUGA